AUGCCGGCACCUGAAGCGUCGCUGCCAGCCGACGGCGCAGCAGCAGGCUGCGGGGGCUCGGCGGCGCCGCCGCCCCACCUGGCGGAAUGCAUAUACCUCGAUUACAAUGCCACGACGCCCAUUCUACCAGAGGUCCAGGCAGCAAUGUUACCAUUCACGCUGGAGCAGGUCAAUAUCAACCAAUCCACCCUAAACACCACCACCCAGUUUGGCAACCCCAGCAGCUCCCACGCCUACGGCCGCCCCGCCGCAGCCGCCGUCGCCGCCGCGCGCGCGUCCGUCGCGCGGCUGAUCCACUGCGCCCCCGACGAGGUCUAUUUCACCUCAUGCGGCACUGAAAGCGACGCAUGGGCCGUUUGGGGCGCGACGGCGGCGCGGCGCGCCGAGCUGGCGGCCGCUGGGAAGCUGCCGCAUGUGGUGACGUCGGCGGUGGAGCACCCGGCGGUUUUGGUCUACCUGCAGGCGCUCGCAGAUGAGGGGUUACUCACGUACACCGCUGUGGGUGUCGACGCGGAGGGGCUGGUCGACCCUGCAGCAGUCCAAGCGGCUCUGCGGCCCGAGACGGCGCUCGUCACCAUCAUGCACUCGAACAACGAGGUGGGCGCGAUCCAGCCGAUCCAGGAAAUCGCAGAGGCGAUCUCGGGCAGCGGCGCCCUCUUCCACUCCGACGCCGCGCAGUCCAUCGGCAAGGCGCGAGUGGACGUUGAUGUGCGGCGGCUGGGGGUUGACCUGCUGACUGUGGUGGGACACAAGUUCGGCGCCCCAAAGGGCGUGGCCGCGCUCUUUAUUCGGCGCGGCGUCCACCUCCCAAGCCUGCUGCACGGCGGCGGCCAGGAGCGCGGCGCGCGCGCGGGCACGGAGUCGACGCUGCUGAUCGCUGGGCUCGGCGCCGCGGCCGAGGCGGCGGCGCGGGACCUGCCUGCCGUCGCCACUCACAUGCGCGCCACGCGGGACGCGCUGCAAAUCGCGCUGCUCUCGGCCUUCAAGGGGACUGCGGAAGGGGGGCACGGCGGCGCCGGCGGUACGCGGGUGCGGGUCAACGGCCCGGCGGACGGGCGGCGGCGGCUGCCCAAUACGCUGAGCAUUUCGGUGGCCGGCUUGCGGGCCGGGAAGCUGCUGGCUGAGCUGGCAGACCGCCUGGCGGCGUCCGGGGCCGCGGCUUGCCACAGCGGGUCCGGGGACGCGGGUGCAGCAUCGCCGGUGCUGAGAGCGAUGGGUGUGCCCCCCGAGUUUGCGGCGGGCACGCUUCGGCUGUCGACGGGGCGGUAUACCACGUUGCAGGAGGUGGCGCGCGCGGCGGCGCUGAUUUUAAGAGCGGUGGCGGCGCAGGGCGCAUUGGUGAUAGGCGGCGACACAGCUGAUUGA
Messenger RNA from Monoraphidium neglectum, 1365 nucleotides. Its product is annotated as cysteine desulfurase. Gene Ontology annotation, biological process: iron-sulfur cluster assembly. The record is from RefSeq and is a predicted model, not a curated record. Gene Ontology annotation, molecular function: cysteine desulfurase activity. NCBI's taxonomy places the organism in Eukaryota, Viridiplantae, Chlorophyta, Chlorophyceae, Sphaeropleales, Selenastraceae. The transcript has 6 exons. Gene Ontology annotation, cellular component: mitochondrion; cytosol. Bases 1 to 1365 code for a protein of 454 amino acids.